AGUGCUGUGUGUUUAUUAUAUAUCAAAUGUUGUGCCAGCUGACAUUGUGUUGUUGGUGAGAGGUCGUCGAGUCCAACACAAACACACACAUACAUAGAUACCGCGACGUGGACCGCUGCAAGCGCCUCAAAGUUGGCCAAAGUUGGAAAUUGGAGCGCUGCGUGGACCGGCAACGGGACCGGGGACCAUGCCGAUCAUUGCCGAUGCCACCAACGAUGAGCCACCAGCAAAAUGUUGCAAAUAUUGUGAGGAGUCUACGCACAGCGUGGACGGCGGCCCUGCAUCGUGGCGUUUAACGCUCGAUCAGGAUCUAAUUGAUACGCUCAAAGGCAACUUUCCCAGUUGGUUUCAAAGCCCAUCAGGCGCCACAGCAGCAGCAGCAGCAGCGACAGCCGCAGGAACAGCAAACAAGCCACAAACACCACAGAAUCAACAGCAGCAGCAGCAGCAGCAGCAGCAGCAGCAGCAGCAGCAGAAGCUGGUGGCCAACAGCAACAUACCCAUAAGCAUCGAUACCAAAUCAGCCAACGGCAGCAACAAUACACUCCAACAACAGCAGCAGUCGCAGCAGCAGCAAUCGACCAUACUAAGCAGCUGUUCGUCAUCCGCCUCGCCCGCCUCAUCCAUAAGCUCAAACUGUUCCAAGAAAUCCAACAGCAGCUGCAGCAGCAGCAGCAUCAGUAGCGUGAGCAGCUGCAGCAGCAACAGUUCCAACUGCAGCUCCAAGUCGGUUAGCGCAGCGACGGCUCAACGUUUGCUCAACAAGUCGACAUCGACGUCGCCCAAUAAGAGCCUGACACGCACACUAAAGGCCACACAAAAGACGCACAAUAGUAGCCCCAAGGUUGGCCAGCUGGUCAAGUCCGCCUCGCUGCAUAGUCUGAGCAGCGGCAGCGGCAGCAGCGCCAGUGGCAGUGGCAGCAGCGGCUCAUCGCUGCUGGCCACCAUCUCGUCAUCACCGCUGGCCACCGUCGAGCUCAUCUCGAGCGGCACCUGCAACGGCCUGCUGGCCACACGGCUCAGCGGCAAGGCCUUGGAGCAUACCUUUCAGGAUAUAAUAUUCCUGCACGACGCCUACGACGAUAUGUCGGAAGGUGAACAGCGUCUGGAGGCGACGUUUCUGGGCAGCAGCGAUGAUGGCAACAAUUCCGAUUGCUAUGAUCCACGACAAUCACCGCCAAAGGCCAUUGUCGACUCUAGUCCGUUACAGCCGGCCAUGGAUAAGAAUAAAGAAUCGCUCAAAGUGAAGCUGAUGGUGCGACGGCCGCACUCGCAACUUGUCGAACAGGGCAUUAUACCAUCGCUCAAAACCUCGCCCGCCAUCCACGAACAAUGCAAGCAACUGGAGCGCGCCAAGACCAGCGAUUUGCUGAAGGCCAAAAUCCAACAGCGGCCGAAUCGCGAAGAUCUCGAGAGACUGCAUAUACUGGAGGAGGACGAGUGCCACAUCGACCCGAGUCUGGCGGAGAAGCAGCGCAUGCUGAAGAAGGCGCGCCUGGCGGAUCAGCUCAACUCGCAGAUACAGCACCGGCCGGGUCCCCUGGAGCUCAUCAAGAAGAACAUACUGCAUACGGAGAAGCCCAUCGAGAAGAUUGUCAAGGAGGGCUUGGUGCCGUUCAAGGCAACCAGUGAGGGCCUGCUGACGCGUCCACAGCAUCCGCACAGCUAUGUCACCUUCGAGGAGGACUCGCAGAGCUCGGAGAGCGACACGCGGCAGACGCCGCCGCGGCUCGACGAGCUUAUGCCGGCGGCCACGGCGGCGAGCAGCAGCGGUGCAGUGGUGCCCGCCGAGCCGCUCACAUCGGCGCCCAAGGAUAUGCUACAGGCUGCAGCCGCCUCAGCGGGCAUUGUGACUGUGGCGCUGACCACGCCCACUUCGACGACCAGCAACGGCGGCCAGUUGGUGCUCAGCGUAAUGCCCUCCAUCCAGCUGCUGAAUACGACAGAUUGUCACAUGGGUGGUGCUGGUAGUGGUGGUGCAAGCCAUAUGGUUGGUGCACCGCCGCCACCACCACCGCCCAUGCCUGUUGGCGGUGCCAUCAAGGUGAAGCAGGAGACGGCCAAUCUGUUCGAGGAGCUGUGCCAGAGCGUGGUCGGGCCAACAGCCAGUCCGGCCAGCAGUCACAUGCUGCCCAUGCUCGCUUCACCCUGCUCCUUGGGCUCCAGCACGUCCACACUGAGUCCGCUGUCUUCCAUUGCAUCGCCGCCGCCGCCGCCGACGCGACUGCAUCUGCAGCCGGUGUCCAACAAGUCGGAUGCGCCUGGCAAGGACAAGAAUCGCAAGAAGUCCAAGUCGAAGCCGGUGUCCAAGGCGCGCACCAUCAAAUUCCACGAGUAUAAGGGACCACCCAGCGCCGCGGGCCAAGCCCAGGAUCAAGCGCAGUCGGAUCAGACGACCUCCUAUCAGCUGCUCCUGGAGCAGCAGAACUAUUUGCUCAAGUUUCUGGAGAGCCUCAACAAGAACCAAUCCAUACUGCCCGCAGCCAGCGCCACCACAGCCACCGCCAACAGCUCCAUCAGCACCACAGCCAACAGCAUCACAGUGACCACCAAGACAGUGCCUGCGCUGGCCACAUCCAUCACAACAGCUGCCGCGCCGGCGCCCCUCACGUUGCCCAACACCAUUUCCAUCACCAGCACCACGGGCAAUGCGCCGCUGAAAUUCGGGGAUGCCUCAAUGCUAACGGCACCGUCAUCAGCUGCCCCAACGCCCGCACCACCAACUCUGUCGCUGAUAGCCACACAGCAGCCAACGACAGCAGUUGCAGCAGCAGCAGCAGCAACGGUUGCCCCGGCCACUAUGCAGCAGCAACAGCAACAUCCGCCGCCGUUGCCUUCGCCAGCGCUCUCGGUGAGCUCCUCCAUACCGCCCAGUCCGGCCAAUAGCUAUGCAGAGUCCAGCAGUUCCAUCACAGACCUGACGCGCCUGGAGAAAAUGAAGGUAUCCGACCUGAAGCAGCAUCUGAAGCGACGCAAUUUGCCCGUCUCGGGGCCCAAGCCGCAGCUGAUUGAGCGCUUAAAGCCCUACCUGCCCCUGGAGCCCAUCGAGUGUGGCACGCCAGCCAGCGCGCCAGCAGCUGCCACAGAGGUCAUCACCAUUAGUGAUGCGAUGGAUACCAGCAAUUGUGGUGUUGGCGACGUGCAGGCGCCGCCAGUGGCAAUGCUGGUGGCCGAGUCGCCCGCCAGCACCAUGGAGCACGAGCACAUGGAUGUCGUGCAGCAGCUGGACAGCAAUCACGCGAUGACGCUGCAAACGAUUCUGCCGCCCCAGCCCCAAACGGCCACCAUCAUUCAGAACGACGAGCUGCUACGUCGGCAGCAGCGCAAAAUCGACGAGUUGCAGCGGCAGCUGCAGCGCUCCCAGCAGGAGCUGCAGCAAAUACGGCGCAUGCACCAGCAUCAAACGGUCACCGCGCAGGUUGUGAACGCGCUGCCCUCGCAGCAGAUUACGCUGAUAGCCACUACGGGCAAUGGGCCGCAGCAGACGCUGACGGUGUUGCCACAGCUGGAGAAGACGAUACCGGCCAAGGUGACCGUGAAGCCGGCAGCAACGGUAACGCCAACUGGCAAGCUGAACGGCGUGCACGGCAGCAACAGCAGCGGUCAAGGCAAGAAGUCCGCCAACAUCAGCGGCAUUCAGGCCAACAGCAAUGGGCAGCAGCAGCCGGCACCCAUCAGUCAGAAAAUGGUGGUCAAGCAGCAGCUGGAGGCGAAGAUACAAAAGCAAAAGGCGGCCGCUGCUGCAGCAGCACUACAGCAACAACAACAGCAGCAGCAACAACAACAGCAGCAGCAGCAACAGCAGCAGCAGCAACAGAUGCGUUUGCUUACGCAAAAGACACAAACUGUACUCAUUCCAUCCAACAACAAUAACAACACCACAAAUAGCGCAUCCAAGCUGCCAGGCACGCCCACAAAACAGUCGAACGCCGUUGCUGCUGCGCCUGCUGCCGGCAACACAUCAACAAUAAUGCUCGCGAAGCCAGUUACGACAGCAACAGCUGCUGCAGCGCAUCCCAACAACUUGGGUCUCGUUUGGAACGAAGGCAAUCAGACCAUAUUCCUGCUGGGGCUCAACGAUCAGCAGAUGACGGCGCACACGCUGGGCAACAUAAGUCUAACAGCGACAACAACAACAACAGCAGCACCGCAGCAACAACCAGCAGCAGCAGCAGCAUCAUCUGCCACAAAGAAGCUGCUCAAUGGCCAUCAGCGCACAAAUUCAUUGCCCAGCAUUGUGUUUCCCAUUGAUUCGAAGCAAAUCAUUUCGCCGCAGCAGCUGCAACAACUACAACUGCAACAGCACCAGCAGCAGCAGCAGCAACAUUUUCAGCCUGGCCAACAGCAGCUCAUACAGCUGGACAUAAAGCCAACCACAGCGCCGCCACCGCAGUACGAGGAGGCUACAAAGCAGCUGGCGGCCAGCAAAGCAGCCGCGGCCAUGGGCAACAGCAUGCCGCUAAUGAAGAUCAAAGAGGAGCCAGUUGCAUCUCCUGCGCCAGCAGCAGCAACAACAAUUGCAACAGCAGCAGCAACUCCUGCAAUGGGCAAAUGCCAAAUGCAGCGCAAGCCAUCGGGCAUUAAGUCUGAGCAGGUCAGCGAUGUGCUGGACAUACUAAUCAAGCAAGGUGAGCUGCCAGAGAGCGCCGCGCUGGAGCCCAUAACGCCGCUGACGCCAUUGCCCGAGCUGGCCAUGUUCAACGGCGUGACGCAGAGGACUGCGGCUGGCGGCGCCAGCAUUGUGCCGCUGGUGCCCAAAUUGGAGGCGCCACCCACGCCACAAUCGCUGCCCAGCCUGGACAUGGCCAUGGACACCAACGACAAUCACAUCAGCUAUGCGUCCAGCAAUCAGCAGGCGAACAACGCUCAUGGUUACAUUGAGAACAUUGAUAUGGCCUCGCCGCUGCAGCCCGAUGGCUCGGCCAUCGAUGCAGAGAGCGUGGCCAAGACCCUGGACAUAUUCCUGGAGCAGCAUCAUGCCACACCGCCGCCCAGCACGCCGCCCAAGUGCAGCAGCAACAGCGGCAGUGGCUGCGCCAGCGAGAAGCCCAAUAGUCCGGACGCCAAGCUCAAUCACUUUGAUGAGUACGAGUUGCUGGAGCUGAUGUCGCAGCAGCUGGAAAUGGACAUUGGGGACGACUCGAACAACUAUUGUGCCGGCAAGAGCGGCGACGGCAUUGGCGUUGGCGUUGGCGUUGACGUUGGCGGCAACAAUAUGCGACGCGAUCUCAAUCCCAGUCUGCAGCCCAGCAUCAACGAGCUGCUCGAUGCCAGCAGUCCGGACAGCGUGCUCUUGAAUAACAAUCACGGCGGCGAUGUGGACUUCGACGCGGACAGCUUUGUGGCACAGCUCAGUCAGCAUGUGGCCGCCAGUGCCGGCAGCAACAGCAACAGCCACAGCAACAGCCACAGUCACAGCCACACCAACAGCAACAGCAACAACAAUAGCAACACUUCGGUGGCCGUGGAGUGCGGCGGCCCCACAAAUGGCCACUACAACAGCACCCCGAUGGACGUGUGCGACGACUUCGAGAACACACUGAACUCCAUAAUGCAGGCGGUGACCCAGCCCCAGGCAGUUGGACACGUCGACUACGCUGCGGCAGCAACGGGCAUGGCCAACGGCAUGGGCAAUGCCAUGGACAGCGGUGGUGGUACAGUGGAUGCAUUCAAUGCCACCGGCGACAUUUUUGACUUGUUCAAUAUUGACGACUACAAAAUGAGCUGGGCGGCGGGUGAUUUUACCGUAUAAUAAAAGGCACACACACACACACAUACACCCACACAUACAAAACACAUUGAAAUGGGCCAAUAAUUUGGACAAUCCGGUUGCUUUGCCCAUCAAAACGAUCCUUAUGCAAUACACGGUAUGAAUACUCGUGUGGCUCACUGUUCUCAACACAAUUCCUGUAAAUUCGUUUCGAAAAAUACGCAAAAGUGAAAAACAACUCUGAAAAGAAAUCCUAUUUAUUUUCUAAAUGCAUUUAAAACAUUUGAAAUUGCAAAACUUUACUAUUUCCAAUAUAUAAAAGAACAUGAAAAUGAAAACAAAAACGAAAAAGAAAAAAAAAAACACAUACACAACUAAAGCCAAAAUUGCCGGGAGAGUUAGUCCAAAAAACACUCCACUAUAUUUCUGAACCCUUUCCUAUAAGCAGCAGCAACAAACAAAAAAAAAAAAACACUAAACUUUAUAAUAAAGCAGCCAAAAUGUGUUGGAAAACGCAUGAAACAAACUAAAAAUAUUUAUACAUA
Molecule: messenger RNA, 6255 nt
Organism: Drosophila navojoa
Lineage: Eukaryota; Metazoa; Arthropoda; Insecta; Diptera; Drosophilidae
Gene: Mrtf
Product: Myocardin-related transcription factor
Biological process (GO): positive regulation of transcription by RNA polymerase II
Cellular component (GO): nucleus
Molecular function (GO): transcription coactivator activity
Source: RefSeq, a predicted model, not a curated record